AGCGUCCAGCGCACGUAUAUUGUUUUAUCGCAGUGCGACCCUAGGCCCUAUAGUGAGUGACAUCGAUGGAUCGCUGGAAAGGAAAGGUGGCCAUCGUAACGGGCGCUAGUUCGGGGAUUGGUGCGGCCGUCGCUAAAGCACUGGCCAGUGCCGGUAUGGUGACCGUGGGGCUGGCAAGACGCGUCGAGCGUGUUGAGGCACUGCGCAAGGAGCUUCCACCGGAAGCAGCCGGUCGGCUUCAUUCGCUACCGUGCGAUGUGACGCGCGAAGAAUCGAUCCUGUCGGCGUUUGCCACGGUGCAGCAGCUGUUCGAUGGUGUCGAUGUACUGAUCAACAAUGCCGGCAUAUCGCGCCGUUCGAUCACACUGGUGUCGCCGGGCAAUACGCAGGAUCUGCGUGCCGUACUGGAUACGAAUGUGCUCGGGCUAGUGCUGUGUACCCGGGAGGCAUUCAGUUCGAUGCGUGCCCGUGGUGUCGAUGGCCACAUCAUCAACGUGAACAGCAUCCUCGGGCACAAGUAUGUUCCCUUUCUGAAUCUCAACAUUUACGGUGCCUCGAAGUAUGCCGUGACGGCCAUUACGGAAACGCUGCGGAAUGAUUUCCGGAACGCGGACACCCGUGUGAAGGUGACGAGCAUCAGUCCGGGUAUUGUGCGUACGGAGAUGGUACCGGAGGGGGAUGAGUUUGCAGAGACGCCCAUGCUGGAGGCGGAAGAUGUAGCGAAUGCCAUCGUGUAUGCCCUCGGUACACCGCCCCAUGUGCAGGUGCAUGAGCUGAUCAUCAAACCAGUGGGUGAACUCGCCUAAUGUCGGCGAAAUAGUACCCAGAGUGUUUAAUAAAAUGGUUCGAACAGCAAAAUCGAACCACAAAUCGGAGCUGUUGUGCUUUACUGGAUUUGUAGUAUCCAAAGAAAUGCUUAUAAGCACCCCCUGAUAAUGUCUCGACCAAUGUGCCAUCUCAUCGGUAUCGGUAAUGUAAGCAGGAGCGGCACACGUGCGUCAGGAAUUUGCUGCGUCAGUGAACAGUAGCGGAGUGCAAUAAUCAUUGGUAAUCUGAUGGGUGAUAAUGAGCCUUUGCUGUACCAGCUUUUAGACGCACAAUAUUGUUUUUUUACACAAAUCGUCUGAGUAAUAAAUUGCGAAAAUAUUAGCAUAAUGGGUAAUAUAUUUUCGGGAAAUUAAGAUAGCAGACGCGAGCAGGUUUGUACUGCUAUUUAUUUGAGCUAUUUUUUUUCAAAUUCGGAUUUUCUGAUACCCAGAAAACAGGUAAAGAAAUAACACUUUUAGUUAAAACAGGCAGGAAUAGUGUUUUCCGUUCAAUUUUUAAUACAUGAAAA
Anopheles aquasalis is the source of this 1336-nucleotide messenger RNA. Its product is annotated as farnesol dehydrogenase. Gene Ontology annotation, molecular function: oxidoreductase activity. NCBI's taxonomy places the organism in Eukaryota, Metazoa, Arthropoda, Insecta, Diptera, Culicidae. The record is from RefSeq and is a predicted model, not a curated record.